AUGUCUGAUCGGGACGACGCUCGCUUGGCGGUUCCCAAGUUCUCAUCCUUCACGUCGAGCAAGCCCAAGUCUACCACGUCAGACAAGUCGUUGACCAGACAUGGAGCAUCUACUGUGCCCAAAUUCUCGUCUUUCAAAACGUCGGAAAAGAACGCCGGGGAUACCGAGCACUCCACGGACUGUCACCGCAAGCACGAUGAUGAACGUUGUAGGCGACACGACGAGGAUCGCAAGAAAAGGAGCCACCGCCAUCCGGACAGAGACAGGGACCACAAAGAUGUAAAGCGACGUCGUCAUGAGCGCCCUGCUGCGGAUGCACCGGCAGGACAGGAUCGGCUCAGUUCUCAAAGAUCCAGGGGCCCGGAAGAGCGGCACCACGCCAGCUUACCUGCCACAUCUUCCCAGGCUUUCUUUUUUGAUACUAAAGGCGACCCACUGAUCCGGAAAUACGGUGGCAUAGAGAGAGCCAAGAUACCAGAUUACAGGCGGUGGGGCGCAGGCAAGGUUCUGGGUACGGCAGGCCGACUGGUCAUUCAUCGUGAAGGAGCGAGAGAUCUCUUCAGCCUACGCAUGCCGGGCGAUGGCUUCUCGAGCGAGAGAGAGGGACUGAGGUCCAAGAGGCUACGGCUCCAGCCGCCAGUGGCCUUGAGGGCCAGAAAGCAGACAGCUGAUGCAGAGUCUGAAGAAGGCUUCCUGCCUGUCGGUGGCUACAUACCGCCUCGCAAGAGUGUCCAAGAUGUGGACUCGGAAGGAGAUGAACAGGUGAACUAUCGAUCGAUCGAAGGCAAGGCAAAGACGAAACAGUUGGUUGACAGUGAAGCGAGCGAGGAAUCUGAACCCGAGGACGAGGAUGAGGCGCCACCCCUGGAUCGGACUGACCCCCUAAAAGUGCGAUCUAUAGAGCUGAGACGACAGGUCAAAGAGCAUCCCAACAACAUUGAUGCGUGGAUUGAGCUGGUACAUCACCAGGACGCACUACUGCGCGCCGGGCAGGUCCUCAGCCACGAAGGAUCACGGGACGAGGCCCACAGCUACACGGAGAUCAAGGUCUCUAUGCUCGAAUCAGCCCUAGAGAACACCAAGAAUCCACGCGACCGAGCUCGGGUUCUCAACAUGCUGAUGCGCGAGGGUGUCAAAGUUUGGCCUCCAAAGACGGCUGCGAAGAAGUGGUCCGAAGUACAGCACGAGGAAGAGCAUGAUUUGUUUCUAUGGAAGGCACACCUCGAGUUUGAAAUGUCCAACAUUGUGUCUUUUCAGUUCGACAGGAUAAGGGAUAUGUUGACAACAAGGCUUCACCAGGCCGCGAAUCGAUCCGAGCGUGGGAGCAACGACUAUAUUGAAGCAAUCUACGUCUUUCUUAUACUGACUCGGUUCAUCUUUGACGCGGGGUUCAAAGAAUUGGCUGUCGCAGCCUGGCAAGGGCUGAUGGAAAUGACAUGCUUCCGACCGAGCCAUAUCGCGAAUCUAGAUGAGGCCCGAACAGAAUUCCAGGACUUCUGGGAUAGCGAAGUCGCCCGCUUCGGCGAGCCGGAUGCACAAGGCUGGAAGAGCUAUGCUGCAGGCAAAGGCGAUUUGGAACCUCCUGAGCCAGCGCAAGCCCAAGACGAGAGCAGGCCAGGGCAAUCGGGUGACGUCUACAAACGCUGGGCGACUAUGGAGCGCUCGCAGGCGGAGACAGCGCGUAUGCCAGCCCGAACGUUGGAUGAAGACACAGGAGAUGAUCCGUUCAGAGUUGUCAUGUUUUCCGAUAUCCAGCCUCUUCUCUUCUUCAUACCAUCAAAUGUCCUGCCACAAGUGCGCACCUACUUGCUAGAUGCUUUUCUGAUAUUCUGCGGCCUGGCCCCGGCGUUUUCCUCGAACGAGUGGCCCCAGAACCCUUUGCAAGACGCAUUCCUCUCGGGGGCCAGGGCUGCGUUGGGAGUCAACGGCAGCUGGGACACAGAGGAGAAUGGCGAGUUGGGUGAGGGUACGCGGAAGUCACCAAAUUUCGGAACUGCAAACAUAUGUGCGGUUCCCUCUGCAGAUCUACUGACCAGCAAUGAAACCUGGUACAGCUAUCUUCGCUCGGUCGCGAGCUCGGCAACACUGAGCACCGAUUGGAGCCAGAAAGGUACGAUGCAGGCUAUUCAGGGGCUUGGGCUUGGAGCCUCAGCGCCGUAUGCACUCGCCUUGGGUGCUGCGAAUCCCGAGACGAUUUUGAAAAAACUGGCCAAGGGGAUGUUGAAGCAGUACCCUACCGAUGCAGCGUUGUACAACCUGUAUGCGGUCAUCGAGCAUGCUCAAGGCAACAAUGACACGGCCGUCAAGGUACUUGGCUCAGCUGCAGCCAUGUUCAAGGACAUGUCCAAGCCUUGUGGCUUGUUGCUCUGGAGAACAUGGGCCUGGUUUGAUCUCGAAGCUGGCAACAAGAAGCUGGCCAUCAAGCGACUGUGCUCUUUUGCAGAUGAGAACUUGCGCCAGGCUCCGGAUGCCACGUUCAACGCAUCUGGUGCGGACCUUUUGAAGGCUCGACAAGCCAUAGCAUCGAUCGAGCUUGGUUCGGGUGCCGUGAGCGUUGAGCUGGCGCAAACGCAAGCCGAAAGUCUAGCAUUAUUGGCCUACCUUACAGCAGAUGGCUGUACAGAACCCACAUCCAUAGCCCAGGGCAACAUCUCGGCUGCCAUGGCUAGCGUGGACGAGGCGACAAGAGACUUCCGUCUCCGAGGGGCAGUAGCUCGGGCUGCGCAUGAGGCGACUCUGCAAUUCGCAGCCAAGCUACUCCAUCUCCAUGCCUCCAAGGGACCCUUCCGGCGGGGAUUCAUACGCGAGCAGCUCAUCAAAUUUUUGGACAUUUGUCCUCGCAACACUGUCUUGCUCUCCCUCUUGGAAUGGUGCGACUCCAGCCUACGGGUGAUUGAUGACACGCGUACAUUGCUACACGACAAGAUCCUGAUCCGGCCGCAUGAUUGCCACAGCAGCCGUGUUUUUGCCAUUGAGCACGAGCUGAACCGGGGCAACGUGAACACGACGCGCAGCGCAUUCGAGCAGGCCGUGUCCAGCGACGCCGGCAAGUCGAGCGUGCAGCUGUGGAUAUCGUACAUACGCUUCUGCCACUCCCACAAGGAGCUACGCGCGAAGGCGAAGGACACUUUCUACAGAGCACUACGGGACUGCCCGUGGUCCAAGGAUGUCAUGAUGGAGGCAUUCGGGACGCUGGUGCAGGACAUGGACAGCCACGAGCUGCGCAGCGUGUAUAAUACAAUGAUGGAGAAGGGACUUCGUGUCCAUGUGGACUUGGAAGAGUUCCUGGGUCGACACGAGGUCCCCAAGGAGUGGAAGCGCUGA
Molecule: messenger RNA, 3324 nt
Organism: Emericellopsis atlantica
Lineage: Eukaryota; Fungi; Ascomycota; Sordariomycetes; Hypocreales; Bionectriaceae
Product: NRDE-2, necessary for RNA interference-domain-containing protein
Exons: 2
Coding region: 1-3324 (1107 amino acids)
Biological process (GO): regulatory ncRNA-mediated post-transcriptional gene silencing; negative regulation of RNA catabolic process
Cellular component (GO): catalytic step 2 spliceosome
Molecular function (GO): protein binding
Source: RefSeq, a predicted model, not a curated record